AUGCCCAUCACGGCAGAGCCUACACCUCCGGAAAGUCCUCACACAGGAGAGGCCUGCAUCUCUUUUCAAGCCCCUGAACGUCCUAAUCCGACACAAGAUGAAAUCUUUAUGAACGAUCCCCAAUUUAGGCAGAGCCUCAGCGACUUCUCUCAGGCUGUUGCCUUUGAAAACGCUCGCGACAACGACGAGUCUCGCAAAUCGACUCCUAUUCCGGAAGAGGAUGAGAUGCUCCGGGACGAACUCCACCAGGCUGCGACCGUCAAAGAACUCGCUUCUAUAGUUGCCUCAUCCUACGCCGCGCGCGACGUCUACGAGUUGCACAAACCGUUCAUCAUCUGGAAUCAUCUCCUCGAGUUCCUAGGACCAGGUGGCGUCAACGAUCUCCUGAUGUGUGUCUACCUGGAUGGCGAGUGCAGUUACUUCAACCCCGGCGAUGGUACAAAUCUUAGCCGUGCCUUGCAGACAUGGGGAGACGGAAACUUUUUCGUGUCAGAGGCCAAAGUCCCUGCUGCGCAUAUCGUCGAGAGGAUGCUGUCCCUCUUUCUUGGCAUGGCCAAUAUCGUCAACCGAUCCCUGGCUCAAAUGUACUGUGCCAAAUCAUUUUGGGGACAAGUUCAUGGGGGUGCACUCUUCAACAUGUACCAGCGGGCAGGACUCCGGUCAAUCUAG
Messenger RNA from Fusarium keratoplasticum, 669 nucleotides. RefSeq lists its product as uncharacterized. The record is from RefSeq and is a predicted model, not a curated record. Lineage: Eukaryota; Fungi; Ascomycota; Sordariomycetes; Hypocreales; Nectriaceae. The coding region runs from base 1 to 669 and encodes 222 amino acids. The transcript has a single exon.